CGAACAGUUGAAACACAGAACUCAUCCUGUUCGAGUUCGACCAUGUUGGGUGCUGUGGCAAGAGCAAGUUCCAGCCUUUUGGCUGGAAAAACUAUUGAAAAAGUUGGUUCUGAAACGUUAAAAGUUGCUGCCGUCUACAAUGCUUCGAACAGAGGAUACGCCGCUAAACCUGCUGCUGGUGCUGCUGGAAAAGGAAAGGGUCAAAUUGUUGCUGUCAUUGGUGCCGUAGUAGAUGUACAGUUCGAUGAGGACCUGCCCCCAAUUCUUAAUGCUUUGGAGGUUCAAAACCGUUCCCCCAGGUUGGUCCUUGAGGUUGCCCAACACUUGGGGGAGAACACUGUACGUACCAUUGCCAUGGACGGUACGGAAGGAUUGGUACGUGGACAGCAAGUCAAUGACACUGGCAACCCGAUCCGUAUCCCUGUCGGUGUUGAGACCUUGGGAAGGAUCAUGAACGUCAUCGGCGAACCAAUCGAUGAAAGAGGCCCCAUUCCAUCCGACAAAACCGCCUCCAUUCACGCUGAAGCACCCGAAUUCGUCGACAUGAGCGUCGAGCAAGAAAUUCUCGUAACUGGCAUUAAGGUUGUAGACCUUUUGGCCCCCUACGCUAAGGGAGGUAAGAUCGGCCUUUUCGGUGGUGCCGGCGUAGGAAAAACUGUACUGAUUAUGGAACUUAUCAACAAUGUCGCCAAGGCCCAUGGUGGUUACUCUGUGUUUGCCGGUGUGGGUGAGCGUACCCGUGAGGGUAACGAUUUGUACCAUGAAAUGAUUGAGUCCGGUGUCAUCUCCUUGAAGGACAAGACCUCCAAGGUAGCUCUGGUGUACGGACAGAUGAACGAGCCCCCAGGUGCUCGUGCCCGUGUCGCCUUGACUGGAUUGACUGUAGCUGAGUAUUUCCGUGAUCAGGAGGGACAGGACGUGCUGCUUUUCAUCGACAACAUUUUCAGAUUUACCCAGGCCGGUUCCGAGGUAUCGGCCCUGUUGGGUCGUAUCCCAUCCGCCGUGGGUUACCAACCCACGUUGGCCACUGACAUGGGUACCAUGCAGGAGAGAAUCACCACCACAAAGAAGGGUUCCAUCACUUCCGUGCAGGCCAUCUACGUGCCGGCCGACGACUUGACAGAUCCCGCCCCUGCCACCACGUUCGCUCACUUGGACGCCACCACAGUAUUGUCCCGUGCCAUCGCCGAGUUGGGCAUCUACCCCGCCGUGGAUCCUCUCGAUUCCACCUCCCGUAUUAUGGAUCCCAACAUCAUUGGUGCCGAGCACUACAAGGUGGCCCGUGACGUGCAGAAGAUCCUCCAGGAUUACAAAUCCUUACAAGAUAUUAUCGCCAUCUUGGGUAUGGACGAGUUGUCUGAAGACGACAAACUGACGGUAGCCCGUGCCCGUAAGAUCCAGCGUUUCCUGUCCCAACCUUUCCAGGUAGCCGAAGUUUUUACUGGCCAUGCCGGAAAACUCGUACCCCUUGAAGAAACCAUCAAGGGAUUCCAGAAGAUCCUCAACGGGGAGCUUGAUCACUUGCCCGAAGUAGCGUUCUACAUGGUUGGACCCAUCGAGGAAGUAGUGCAGAAGGCCGAAACACUAGCUCAGUCUUCAUAAAUUUUUUAAGUCAAUUGUUUCGUUUUGAAUGUGAAACUUCGUACGUUAUAGGAGUGACCUAAGGAGCCAGCUUUUAAAAAUUUUGUCACCACCAAUUUUUUUUUUAUAUACUGAAACAUCAGUCAUCCGUUUUGCAGUAUGGUGUAAUCGUUAUAUGUACAAUUCAUUUUAUUAAAAAAAAAUAGAUCGUUAUCUGGU
This is a messenger RNA of Anoplophora glabripennis (Asian longhorned beetle), 1800 nucleotides long. It is a transcript of the gene ATPsynbeta, whose product is annotated as ATP synthase subunit beta, mitochondrial. The record is from RefSeq and is a predicted model, not a curated record. Gene Ontology annotation, molecular function: ATP binding; ATP hydrolysis activity; proton-transporting ATP synthase activity, rotational mechanism. NCBI's taxonomy places the organism in Eukaryota, Metazoa, Arthropoda, Insecta, Coleoptera, Cerambycidae. The coding region runs from base 43 to 1602 and encodes 519 amino acids. The transcript is spliced from 6 exons. Gene Ontology annotation, biological process: proton transmembrane transport; proton motive force-driven mitochondrial ATP synthesis.